This is a messenger RNA of Rosa rugosa (rugosa rose), 1963 nucleotides long. RefSeq lists its product as uncharacterized. The coding region runs from base 1283 to 1867 and encodes 194 amino acids. The record is from RefSeq and is a predicted model, not a curated record. The transcript has 2 exons. NCBI's taxonomy places the organism in Eukaryota, Viridiplantae, Streptophyta, Magnoliopsida, Rosales, Rosaceae.
UAUAAAGGGACUAUGAAAUGAAAUUAGUAGACCAAUUCUAAUUGUCAUUUUACUUUAACACGUUAUCAGCACGCUCAGAGCCAAUAGCCAAAGAAAAAAAAAAACCAGUUUUCUAGUUUAUUUCUUCUCUCCGUCGAAAACAAAAACCAAAACCAUAGAAGAAAAAACAACUUUUUCUUCUUAUUCUGCCGCCACCCUAAUAUAAAAAAAAAAAAAAUUCUUUCUUCGUCGCCGUUCCCAGCCCCAACACCGGCCCCAGCCACGAAUCCAUCGCUGCUGCUCCCCUUACCCGCGCAGCACCUAUCCCAGAUCGAUCACCUGCAAACCCACCUUGUUUUCGGUCUCAGCCCUAGCGCCCGCCCCAGAUCGGCGACGACGUAGCAGCCCAAUCCACCUGCACCGGCGCUGCUCCCUGGCCCCCGCACCUGCACACCAGCCCCAUAGCAGCCCACUGCCCCGCCUGCGAACACAGCCCCGUGCAGCCCACUCGCGUCGGACCUGCACUGCAGCUCCGACCAGCAGGUUUUCUUGGCGAUCCGACCUGCACCAGAUUGCAGAUUGAGGAAAGAAGACGCGAAAAAAAAACACAGAGAAAAGAAAGAAGAGAGAAGAAGGAAGAAGAAAAAAAAAAACAGAAAAAAGGGUGACCGGGCCAAAGUAAAGACCCGGCCCAAAUUAACAAAAAAAAAAAAAAAAAAAGAACAAAAAGAGAAGGGACGAAAAAAAAAGAAAAAAAAAACAACUCCGGCCCACUAUUGAAAAAAAAGGAAGCGGUCCAGUUUUUUUUUUCUCAAGCCAAAAACAUCGCUACGCACGCCUGCAUCAACACGCGCGUGCGCUAGGAUUGUUUUAUUUUCUCGAAAUCAAGUGGCUGAUCCAACUCGACCUGAGUUUGACAUUUUGGACUCAGAAGGACUUGAGUACCACCGUUGGGUUUCCGAUGUAGAAACUGCUUUUGUGGCAAAAGACUACACCGCCACCAUUACCGACCCCAAAGAUGAUGAACUAUCUCAUAAGGUGAAAGCAGAUGCCUUAACGUUUCUGAGGCGACAUAUUGAUCCUAGCCUACGUUGGGAGUACCUUCAGUUGAAGACACCCAAAGAAUUGUGGGAUGCCCUUAAGGGACGUUUUGGGAACAUUCACGAUACUUUGCUCCCAGGACUGGCUGUUCAGUGGAAUGGAAUCCGCUUGCUUGACUAUAAAAGGGUCAAUGACUUCAACAAGGACAUGUUGCGCUUAAAGGCACGUCUCAAUUUCUGUGGAAGGGAUCACAGAAGAUGAUAUGAUCUACAAGACUCUUUCCACCUUUCCUACUUCAGCGUUUAUGCUAGUGGACAAGUAUAGGCUGGAGUAUCACAACAAAAGAAUCACAACCUUCAAUAAGUUGAUCAGCCUACUGCAAGUGGCUGAGAGGGAAAAUGAGGAUCUCUUGAACAACAAUGCUAGGCCCACUGGGACAAAGAAAAUUCCCGAGGCUAAUUAUGGAAAAAUAAAAGGUGGAAAGAACUCCAAUGCAAAGGGGUUUGGACGUGCUGAUCCCUACCCACGUGGCAACAAUGCACCACGUGGAAAGGGACGUGGAGGUGAUGGAAACAAGAUGCAAAAGGCACCUAAGAACCCUUCAGUCAAACAGGAUAGAGUUGGCAAUGAACCAUACUAUAGGUGUGGAGUCAUUGGGCAUUGGUACAAGAACUGCAAAGCAAGCAACAUAGUUGCAGCCACUUACAAGAGAUAUAGGGAGUCUAAAGAACAAGAAACUCACUAUAUGGAAGAAGGAGGCCAUGACCCAUAUGUUAACCUCACAAUUGCAGACCUCAAUGGCAACAAGGAACUUGCUCAGUCAAUGGAUGCACUAGUUUUUGACUGACCUGCUUUAUCUAUUUUCCAAAGACAGUUGUGAAGGCAUAAUGCCUCAUUUUUAAUUAGACUAUUAUUUGGUCUUAAAGAAUGGUUUGAUGAAUUA